AACUCCUCCUGUGACGAACGUACAGAAAGGGGAGAAUCAGCUGGGUGUGAGUGGAUACAUCAACAGAAGCAAAAAAAUUUAGCCCAGGCGAUCAACGCCAUGACACUCCCAAUCAGAAAUGCAAGGGUUUCAGUGCAACCAUUCUCUCAUCCCAAUCUCUCGUGGCCCCGGGCUGAACCUGUCAUGGAUGGAGGCGAUUGGAGGACUCAACUUCCUCCUUAUGCCCGCCAGAGGAUUGUUAACAAAAUCAUGGACGCAUUGAAGAGACAUCUUCCUAUUUCUGGAUCAGAGGGACUGCAUGAGCUAAGGAAAAUAGCUAAAAGGUUUGAGGAAAAGUUGUAUUCCGCUGCCACAAGCCAGUCUGAUUACCGCCGGAAAGUAUCUCUGAAGCUGCUGCCAAUGGAAACAAAAUCUUGUAAUGCUGCAACCAAUUCUCUGCCAUCCAACUCUGCUGGCCCCAACUAAAGGCAAGAAAUCCGCUGCAGGCAAAAAAUCCUGCAGAUCCAGAUUCUGAGAUUGGAAAACAAAGUUGGUUGGAAGCUAUUGCUAUCGCUGUUAUUUCACAUUUAUAUUAUGGUUUGGAAAUUCGGAAAUGUAGAAUCUAAGUAACAAUUUGAUUUAUGCUUGCCAUAAUUUCUAGAUAGAAUGUUCUAUGAUGUUUGAAUGUUGACUCCUUUGUAUUGACAUGUUAGAUUUGCGCUUGGAAGCUUUCAAAUGUUGUAGUGUAUACUAUUCAAUCUA
Messenger RNA from Vitis riparia (riverbank grape), 741 nucleotides. Its product is annotated as mediator of RNA polymerase II transcription subunit 15a-like. Lineage: Eukaryota; Viridiplantae; Streptophyta; Magnoliopsida; Vitales; Vitaceae. The transcript is spliced from 5 exons. The record is from RefSeq and is a predicted model, not a curated record. Bases 100 to 465 code for a protein of 121 amino acids. Gene Ontology annotation, biological process: regulation of DNA-templated transcription. Gene Ontology annotation, molecular function: transcription coactivator activity; chromatin DNA binding.